CGGGCGACGAGGCGCCUGCGCACAACGUGCGGGCCCCUGGGGCGGCGGUGACGUGGCGUGGGGGCCGUGACGUCACCGGUGGCGUUCCCCUCCCCCAUCUCCCGGCUCCGCUGCACGGGUCCGGAGUGAAGACGGGCCCUCUCGUUCCCUAUGGGCAGCUGGCAGGCGGGAAAGAACCUGCGAUAUUGCUUGGCACACCGCCCGCCCUUGGUCUGCGCCGCUCUUUCACUGCUGCUGCUAGGGGCCGCGGGCCUGGGCCUCGGGACCUUUGUUCAUUUUCACGGGGCCGGGCUCCGCGACCCUGACGUACCCCAGGACUGGAUCUCCUUUCUGAGGUCCCUGGGACAGCUGAGCCUCUGCCCCGGGAAUGGGUCGGCCGCGGGAAGGCCGCCGCUUCCUCCGGGAACUCAUUCCGUGCGCCUGCUGACCCGGCUGAGCCUCGGAGGGGGCCCCAAAGGGAACAAGACCCGGAGGCUGCAGGCCGCCAUCUGGGGCCACCAGCUGGGCCUAACUGGCCUUUCUGCCGGAGAAGUGGUGUUGCUCACAGCCCAGGUGCCGAUGGAGGGGACCGCGGGGACUUGCCUGGUCUUCACCGCAGCCCGAAGCGUCCUCCCGCCGAGCCAGCCGCCUCAGUCCUGCCGGGAGGAAGGAGACGGGGACGCCGUGAAUGUGUUCGCCGACGAGAACCCCAGCCCGGGAGAGGAGUGUUAUCGGGUCUGGGGCCGGGGAGAUGUCAUCGUCACCAAAUUACUUACCUCAGAGGAGCUGGCGCUAUGUGGUUCGCGUCUACUCUACUCCGGCUGUUUCCUCCUCUUCGUCUGCGGCCUCCUCUGCUGCUGUGCGGCCGUCGGUACCCAUCCCCACUGGGAGACCCCCCUGCCCUGGAACCAAAUCUAGCCCCCCGGCCCUCACCCUCAGCUUAGGUUUGCCGCUGGAUUUCCCUGGCCCCGCGGGGCGCGUCUGGUCGGAAGGAAACCGAGGAUUGGGGAUAAGGACCAAUAAAACAUUUUCGUUCGCUCACUGCCCGCUGUUGGGUAGGGACCGCCUCUCUGUGUUGCCGCUUUGUACUUCCCAAGCGCUUAGUACACACAGCCGGCGCUCAAUAAAUACGAUGAAUGAAUGAACUUAUUGAGCACCGACGGUGUGCAGAGCACUGGACUGAGCGCCUGGGAGACGACGCUGCAACGAUAACCGGAGUGAGGUCGGAGGGGACUGCUGGGUUUUGAGCGUCACGCGUGUUUUCCCCCCAACGGGGAAAUAUUGGCGUGAGAAGCAGCGUGGCUCAGUGGAAAGAGCUCAGUGGAGUCAGAGGUCAUGGGUUCGA
Tachyglossus aculeatus (Australian echidna) is the source of this 1324-nucleotide messenger RNA. RefSeq names its product transmembrane protein 219 (gene TMEM219). The transcript has 6 exons. The record is from RefSeq and is a predicted model, not a curated record. Bases 151 to 897 code for a protein of 248 amino acids. NCBI's taxonomy places the organism in Eukaryota, Metazoa, Chordata, Mammalia, Monotremata, Tachyglossidae.